AUCCAUUCCUUCCUAGACCUCAUUUAAGGGUUGGCAGUGGAGGUGAGGCUUUUUUGUUGGAGAGUCCUGUGUACCUGAGGCAUUCUAAGGAAACAAAAUAACAAAACAGAAGAUAAUAUUUAAAAAGGACCUAUGAAGCCAUCAUUACCAGUAACUGGAAAAUUAUCUUGUGGCUACUGUGCUACCAGCUACCAUGAGGCCAGUGAGUAGAAGAUAAUGCGUCAGUACUUCAGGUGGCUUCUGCAUGACUCAAAGUACCUCAAACUUCAGUGCACUUGAGGUACCCUUAGAGCAUAGCGGCACACGGUGUUCUGGGCCAGCUGGAAACAUAAACAUUACAAAGCAGCAGCAAACAUCUAUUACAUCUGACAUCAGUGAACUGCAAUAAGAAAAGGAUCAACGUUGACUGUGCUGGACGUUUGAAUACAUCUGUGACCACUGCCAGCUGCAGGCUGAAUGUCUCCUGAGUUGCUGAAGUCUCCUGUGUUCACUUCUGUUGCCUGACGCAGGGAGAAGCGGAGCACAUGGAUUUCUAAACACGCUGGGAUUUUAUACAGCUACAAAAAUAAGAACGACAACAGAACCUGACCCUAUCGAAAGCAGUCAAAUGAAUCGUAAUUGCAGAUCAAUGCAGAGAAAUGGGGAAACUUCACUCGAAGCAUGCCGCCGUUUGUAAACCCAGGGAAAGUCCGGAAGGUGAUAGUUUUGCGGUGAACGCCUCUCUGGCUCGCAAAGGGCUGGAGGACUGGAUGGUGAAGCAGAAAUACUCCGGGGGCAGCGGCAGCAGCAGCGGAGGCAGCAGCUCGGGACUUCAAGGCUGCCAGCACCGGGCUGCUUGCGGGCUCUCCAGCGGCAGGGAUUUGUCUGGAGAAGGCUACAGAGACUCUAUUGGUGAUGAGCACUUUCAUCUAGAAGUGGCUUUGCCUCCAGAGAAGACAGAUGGAGUUUGCAGUGGAGAUGAAAAGAAAGCAGAAAAAGAAAGUGACACACGCACAGGUUCCAAGAAGCAACUAAAAUUUGAAGAAUUGCAAUGUGAUGUGUCUGUAGAGGAAGAUAACAGGCAAGAAUGGACCUUCACACUGUAUGACUUUGAUAACAACGGAAGAGUCACACGUGAGGAUAUUACCAGCUUGCUUCAUACCAUCUAUGAGGUAGUUGAUGCAUCAGUAAACCAUUCUCCUAGUUCCAGUAAAACUCUGCGAGUGAAACUUACUGUGGCACCAGAUGGCAGCCAGAAGAAGAAAAGUAUAUUGUUAAAUCAUACUGAUUUGCAGAGUGCAAGGCAUAGGGCUGAAAGCAAAGCCAAUGAAGAGUUAAGAAGCUCUGAAAAGAAGCAACGAGCUUCUCUCAGAUAUCACCAGAGUGAGAACAAUCCAGAGCAAAGUGAGUGCUAUCGUCAUUGUGUUGAUGAGAACAUUGAAAGGAGAAACCACUAUUUGGAUCUUGCAGGAAUAGAAAACUACACAUCAAAGUUUGGGCCAGGUUCUCCUCCAGCAGUUCAAAAACAUGACCCACCAAGCAGAGUUGUGAGUCAAACUAGAUCCCGUUCCCACGAACCUGAAACCUUCCAUGCCCACCAUAGGAAAUCUCAAGUGGUGGAUCCAAGCCACAUCAAUCUGGCUGAGAGUUCUUAUGCCAAGAUUGCAGAAAUCCAACAGAGGCUCCGGAACCAGGACUCAAACAAGCACUUUGUGAGAUCUCCCAAGGCCCAGGGUAAAAAUGUUGCUCCUGUGCAUUCUGGAAGGGCAGUAAGAAAUAAACCUUUUCAAGCAGGGGCCAUGCCAAUGGCCUCCCCAAGUGCACGGGUGGGCCAGAAUCUUCCUUAUCUCCCCUUGCAGUCUCAGCAGGUUCACAAGAAGCAUAAGCAGAGAGCAAAGGAGAAUCACCAAAUGUGCAAAACCUUCCAGUCUCCAGGGACAGUUGUAGAAAAGGAACAUGUGAGAGACCUGCCAACAGUCAUUCUAUAUGAAGGUCAAGUUGGACAAAUGAUACAGAGACAUGAACACCACCACCACCACGAGCACCACCACCACUACCAUCACUUCUACCAGACAUAAAACAGAUCCCACCAACAUCCUCCAGGAAUCAUCCCAUAUGAAGGAAGCACGUUCUUGUGACACCAGAACUAAGGCAUUACUGAUUAAUAUUAUUGUUACUCCAUUAAUAUUCAGCUAGCAUUUAUUUUAGAGGUUAUAUGGAACUCUUGAAACUCACCCUAUUUAUAUGUUGUGGAACUGCAUAGCUUACUUAAACAACUUGUGGAUUUUUAUUUUAAAGUGGCUUGUAAAACAGCAAACAGCCAUAGCUUUUUGAGCUGUGAUUUAAUGCAGGUCGUCAACGCACUUCUUUACAAGUACUACUUCCAUUGCAGAAGGAAAGAUACUUCAAACACUAUUGCAGACAUCUAGCUUACCAGUCUGCUUGCUGUAUGUCGGCUGAUCGCACACAAGCCUUUUAUCAGGGGAGCAAUGUUCGAAGUUUUGGACUCCAGAGAUGCUCAGAAUAACAGAAAAUACAAACAGCUGCUACCUCUAGUAUUAUUCAGAUUUUAUUUUCUUUUUAUUGAUUGUAAUGUGCUACAGGGGGAAUUUUAAUAUACUGCAUUGGUGUAGCCUGUUUGUGUUCACAUCCUUUCAAAUUAUCUUAAUUACAUGGAAAUAUUAGCUAUACUUGUCAACAGAGCUACAUCUGUACAACUUACACUUUAUUUUCUUUGAGAUUCUUCACUGACACAAAUACAGUUUGUUAUGUACUGAGUAGUAUUUAAAUACACUUUUUUUUUUUCUCUUGCUUACUCUCCAUUCUGUCUGGGGUAACCAUUUGAAAAGAGGAGGAUGUGAAACGGUGUUCUCAAAACCAUCACUAAACUUCAGUGCUUGGGCCAUACGUAUAAUUGAUGGGGGUUUGGGAAGCAGAGGGGUUAUUUGGGGUUUUUGUUUUGUUUAAAUCCACAGUUCUUUGUUUUGAGAAAGAAUUGAGGAAAAUAUACUUUCUCACUUUAAAUGUUGGCAAAUAUAUAUAAGAUAUAAAUAUAAAUAUAUAUAUAUAAAUAUGCACACUCUCAGGUACAUUUUGUUGUGUUUUAGAGAUCUGUGGUUUGAGUAUUAACAUUAAGAUUUUUUUCAGUAACAGUGACAUUAUAAAACGUAACAUGGCAUUUUCAUAGGUGCCUCCAAUUUAAAUUUCUGCAGCACCUAGCAAUUUGUGAUUCUACCAUUUUAGAGACAAUUCAACAUGUAAAACAAGAUCUUUCACAGUCAUUCUGGCCUCUUCUACUUUUUUCAUAUCAAAGAGCUUCCUUUCUAUGAGGGAGAAUGAGACCAUGCUCAGAAGACCGUACUGGCUGCUGAGAAAUUUGAGUCAAAAGCAAAUUGUAAAAGUGGAAAAAAGGGUCAGUGCAGUCAGGAUUUACUUUCUGUGGGGCCCAGCUUUAUAAUACAUUCGGUUGGGUUUUAUAAAGUUCACUGUUUCACAGGUAGAAAGUGACUGAAAAUCACCUACAUUGCUUUUGGUACUUUGAAGUAGGGAACUCCUCACAUAAAAAUAUAACUGUUCUAUCAAACAUAUUUGCUUUUGGUUUUAAUUAUUUUAAAUGUUGUGGUAUUUUGUCUAUAGUAUAUAUUGUAAAAUGUAACUAUCCCACAUUGUUAUAAGCCCUUCAUGAUUAUCUUUUCACUGACUAGAGUUGAUCAGUCCAAAAAGGAGUGCUGACCAGAACUGCUGACCACAUUUAGAGGGAUGUCGCCCUUCCUCAGAACGCAGAGACGUCAACUUUUACAUGAAAAGUUGAAGGCUUUGCCUUCUUUUGGAAUGGGAGUAGGAUCGCUGCUUCUUGGUAAAUAAGUCCAUCUUUUGUCUCCCUGAAUCAGCAGUAGUUUGGGCUUCUUGUCCUCUUCAAAAAAAAAAUGCUUUUUUUUUUUUUUUAAGCUGUCAACAGUGUAUUCUGUUAAAUCUAAAAAAAUGUUUUGAAAAUGUGUUUGAUCUGUGUGACAACUAUACUGUUCUGUUUAUUUUUUAAAUUCCUAAAGUCCAAAAAUAUUUAUAUUCAGAACUCUCUGUAUUGAAAACGUGAAAAGGCCACAAAUUUGGUUAGUUACCACUGAGUUGUUCUAGUCUAAGCCUUUUUUGCUGCUUGUAUAUCAUUCUUUUCAAUGUAUAUAUAAUUAUGGACUGCAAAAAAAAGGCAUUUAUAUGUCUAGUAGAAGGAAUAAGCUUAUUUAUAUUAUAGUGUUAACAAAGUCUGAUGUAUUCGAGUGACUUACGUUAUACCGCAUGCAAACACACAAGUGUACAUUCCAUCCAAGGAGGGAUGCCAUGCUAUUUGUUUUGAAAACAUACUUAAAGCUGUUCUCUUUUCAGUGGGACAUAUGCCAGAAAGACUGGGAGGUGGGAGUUAUUUCCUUGUCAAUUUUUCUAAUGCAGACCAUUGCUGAAAACCAGAAAAUGUUCUGGAAAACUAGAAUGCUCUCAGAGCUGUAGGUUUUUCUAAGAAACGGCUGCAAAGGGGCAUAAAAGCUCAAAGAUAAUUUUGCUUGAAAAGAUAACAGCACCAAUAACAAAAUUCCAUCUGAAUGAGAAGUGUGCAGUACUAGCUGUGCAAGUGAGCUUUGGAAUGUAACACAACUGGCCAUUGAAUACAGCCUUGCUUUGAUUUGGUUGGUGUUUUAUAUUUGGAGAUUCAAAAGACACAUUCUGCCUUGUUUAGAUCCUGUGAAAUACAAUCUGCUAAUAACGUGGCAUCCCCAUGCUAAAACUUUACACCGGCCAUGUAUGAACAUGCAGUAUCUAAAUACUGUUCUGCAGUUGUGUUAUGUGCAUUAAGUGUGAGUAACAUGUAGCACAGUUUCUUUUCACAGAACCUGAACUUUCCGUAUCUUUUAAAACGUUUGCUUUUCAGUAUUUUGUAUAGUAAAUAUAGAUGGUUUUGACUAAAUGCUUUAUUUAUUUAACAGCAAAAACUGUGCCAAGAGAACCCCCUGUUCAUUAAAGUUUUACUAGUUCAGAAAGUAUAUUUCCUUCUUCUUCUCGUGGAUUUCAGGAGCUUAUUGCAAUUGCUGUCAGUGCUUGCAGAUCUCACUGAUGAAAGAGCUUGCAUUAACGUUUUUGGGAAUAGGAUCAGAUCAUGAGGUAUGGACUUGCUAUGCUUUGGCUUUAUAAUUAAAGUGCUAACUUUAAAAAUUAAAUUUCUUGUCCCCUACUAUUAGAGCUGGGUCACGUAACUGAUUUUUCAGGUUGGUUUUAAUUCUGAAAACCUUAAAAAAUUAUAAUUUGAGUGAGAGGGGUUAAAACUGUGGCCAAAUCUAAAAUUAAAAGAGUUUAGUUUCUGGUCAAACAAAACAGUUAAUUUCCAAGGAGAAAAAAAUAGAGUUUAGUACGUUGUUACUGUUUGAAAAUAAAAUGGAAUGGCAUUAAGCGAUUUCGAACAAAAACAGCAGCCUUUUCCCUCACUUUUUUCUAUUCUUACGUAAAACAAUUCAGCAAAAUGAAGGCAAUCCCCAAAUUUGCACUGCUUACUAAUGAACAUUUCAGCUGAAAAAUUUUGCUCUGCUACUUAGAAUUUUGAGAAAACCAAGCUUUCUAAAAUAAGGAUUGCUAAGCUCUUCCCACAACUUCAAGAGUACCUCAUGCAAAGUGAACAAAGCUAAGGGUAGCAAAGUAAAAUCUCUGUCCCAGUGAAAUCUCUGGUAAAACUACCAGAUUGUCACUGGCUUCAGGGUGCCCAUAAUUUCAUUCCAGUACUGUAGGUUUAAUGUGCAGGCAGUGAUUUCAGUAUUUACUUUUUAGGCAUCUUACUGCUGAUGGUUUUGUAAUAGCUGAUAUUAAAUAGAGACGUGUAAGAGAUCAAGCUGGUAAGUUGAUUAAAAUGAGCAGAAGUACUGUGCUUUAUAUUCGUAUCAUAAAGCACUUCCAAAUGUCUUUCAGACAUCCACCCAUCAUUUAUUCACUAACAGAAACUAAGACCCAGUUCUGCCCAUGGUUGAAGUACAGGCUCUCCUGGUGUAGCAGCAGACCACCCACCUCAGGCAAACCCUGCAAGCCACGUUAUCUUUGACCCCUCUGGCUGCCUUCCUACCCUAGUCACCAUGAGCACAGAACAGCAAAUGCAGCUGGAGAAGUAACUUAGAGGAAGUGAUGUGUAUGUGUUUGUACAAAAAGGUAUCCUCUGUCAGAAGUCAGUGAAUGCCCCAGAACAUACUCUGGCAGAGGUGAUCUCUUACUAAUGGGUAACUACUGUGUUUGCUCAACAGUCUAAGUGUUGCCACAUAAUUAUAUAGAUAUGAUGAAUGCUUACUGUUCUUCACAUGUCGUUGUGUACCUCAAUUAUUGAGUGACAGAUUUCAUUUGUAUUCCAAUUAACAAGAAAGUUAGGCCCCUUGGGGCACAGUUACACUUGGGAAAAUUCAUCGUGCUAGAAAAUCUGCAAAAACAUUUAACAUAAUUUUUGCCUGGAGUGUAGGCAAGAAUGUUCAUGUUUGGAAACAUGUCAGCUAAUCAGCUCUCACCUUUAAUUACCUUGAUGCAAUUCAUCAAAAUCUGAAAAUACAUUUCCAAACAUGAUUUACGGUUUCAGUGGGAACUAACUUGUAUUCAGCAUCAUGUUCAUUAUCAGACUGCUUUUUUUUUUUUU
Lagopus muta (rock ptarmigan) is the source of this 6628-nucleotide messenger RNA. It is a transcript of the gene NKD1, whose product is annotated as NKD inhibitor of WNT signaling pathway 1. The transcript has 14 exons. Gene Ontology annotation, cellular component: cytoplasm. The coding region runs from base 639 to 2057 and encodes 472 amino acids. The record is from RefSeq and is a predicted model, not a curated record. Gene Ontology annotation, biological process: negative regulation of Wnt signaling pathway. Gene Ontology annotation, molecular function: calcium ion binding. NCBI's taxonomy places the organism in Eukaryota, Metazoa, Chordata, Aves, Galliformes, Phasianidae.